This is a messenger RNA of Hypomesus transpacificus, 5281 nucleotides long. It is a transcript of the gene ddx6, whose product is annotated as DEAD (Asp-Glu-Ala-Asp) box helicase 6. Gene Ontology annotation, cellular component: cytoplasmic stress granule; P-body. Lineage: Eukaryota; Metazoa; Chordata; Actinopteri; Osmeriformes; Osmeridae. Bases 519 to 1970 code for a protein of 483 amino acids. Gene Ontology annotation, biological process: P-body assembly; cytoplasmic stress granule assembly. The transcript has 14 exons. The record is from RefSeq and is a predicted model, not a curated record. Gene Ontology annotation, molecular function: mRNA binding; ATP binding; RNA helicase activity.
AAGCCAUCUUGGAAAUUCUGUUGAGACCAAAAUGAUUAGCCGACUAGGUAGAGAACUUCGUAGCAAGCUAGAGCUUUAAAACAUCAGAAACCAGACAGAUUAUCACAGCCAUCCGAGGAUAAAAUCUGAGGAGAAUACGAACAUUGGCAACAAACAAAGUGAAAUGGCCUGCUAGCUAACAAAUACUUUGGCAGUUAGCUGCUAGCUAAGGUUUGCUACUUCUGACAAGACCCAAGUGAGUCACAGGAGUGUCUCAAGCCAGAUCCUUGUUUUUAUUGCAGUACUAGUACCAAUGACUCAUAUGCUUAUUGACAUUUUUGAUGAGCUGCUCUGCAAAUAAAAUUUAUAUUACGGAAACUGAAGACAAGAAACAAGACAGUUGACUGAGUGCAUCAGAUCAUCGAGGAGGUUGCGGGGACCCUCAACUGAUCCCUCAAACUCCUGGAGAGGGGGGACUACAUCUCCCACACGCACACUAAAGACAAUUCUCACUCAUUUGGAAGUACAUCUAGAGAAUCAUGAGUGCCACAAGAACAGAGAACCCAAUGAUCUUGGGUUUGUCAAACCAGAAUGGCCAACUUCGAGGAUCGCUAAAGUCUGCGGGAGGACCAGGUGGAGGAGGGGGAAGUCCUCAAAUGCAACAAAGUCAGACAAAGAUCGGAAGCACAAUCAACAAUGGCAGUUCUCAAUCUGCCCCCACAGCCAACACUGUCAUAAAGGCUGGAGAUGACUGGAAGAAAAAUUUGAAACUCCCCCCAAAGGACAUGAGGAUGAGGACUUCAGAUGUAACCGCAACUAAAGGCAAUGAAUUUGAAGAUUACUGCCUCAAGAGAGAGCUACUAAUGGGAAUCUUUGAGAUGGGCUGGGAGAAACCUUCUCCUAUCCAGGAGGAGAGCAUUCCCAUUGCGCUGUCAGGAAGAGACAUCUUGGCUAGAGCAAAGAACGGCACAGGAAAGAGCGGAGCCUACCUCAUCCCCUUACUUGAACGCAUUGACCUGAAGAGGGACUGCAUACAAGCUUUGGGCAUCGUGCCCACCAGAGAACUGGCCCUGCAGGUCAGUCAGAUAUGCAUCCAAGUCAGCAAACACAUGGGUGGGGUCAAGGUCAUGGCAACCACAGGUGGGACCAACCUGCGUGAUGACAUCAUGAGGCUUGAUGAGACAGUGCAUGUGGUGAUUGCUACACCUGGGAGAAUCUUGGAUCUGAUCAAGAAAGGGGUAGCCAAAGUUGAUAAAGUGCAGAUGAUCGUUCUGGAUGAAGCUGAUAAGCUCCUGUCUCAGGACUUUAUGGUAAUGAUGGAAGAGAUCCUGGGCUACAUGGCAAAACAAAGACAGAUCCUGCUCUACUCUGCCACCUUUCCACUCAGUGUGCAGAAGUUCAUGAACUCUCAUCUGCAAAAGCCCUAUGAGAUCAACCUAAUGGAGGAGCUGACCCUUAAAGGAGUGACACAAUAUUAUGCCUAUGUUACUGAAAGGCAGAAGGUCCAUUGCCUUAACACACUGUUCUCAAGGCUCCAGAUCAAUCAGUCCAUAAUCUUCUGCAACUCGUCUCAGAGAGUGGAGCUUCUGGCCAAGAAGAUCUCCCAGCUUGGCUACUCCUGUUUCUACAUCCACGCCAAGAUGAGACAGGAGCACCGCAAUCGUGUGUUCCACGACUUUAGAAAUGGCCUGUGCAGAAACCUCGUCUGCACUGAUCUCUUUACCAGAGGCAUUGACAUUCAAGCUGUGAAUGUUGUGAUCAACUUUGACUUCCCCAAGCUGGGAGAGACGUAUCUUCACCGCAUCGGCAGAUCCGGCCGUUUUGGACACCUGGGUUUGGCCAUCAACCUGAUCACCUACGACGACCGCUUCAACCUGAAGGGCAUCGAAGAGCAGCUGGGGACUGAGAUAAAGCCCAUCCCUGGCAGCAUCGACAAGAGCCUGUAUGUGGCAGAGUACCACAGCGAGAGCGGGGAGGAUGGCAAGCUGUGAGCAGGAGAGAUCAGUCGCACCCCACCCACCCCAUCGCUCCUCCCCUUUUCGUUUACCCUUCCCUUCUGUGUCUUGGACUUUUUCAAUACCUAGCUUCCGUCUGUCUUCCUUUUUGGGGGCCACCGCGAGGACCGUGUUUUGUGACGGACAAAUGUUGAAAGAACUAGUUUCCCUUUUGGUAGGGCUCUUUGCUGUACCACUACAUCAAUACUGAAGACAUCAAAAGCACUUUGGAGGAAAGGAGGGACCAAGUAGAACAUGUAUCAAUGGAACUAGUGUGAGGAUUCAUAGCCACCAACGUCUGCAAUGCCAGCACACCAAGACCCACAUGUCAUACCUUCACACUCACAGUUUUUGUUUGUUUCCUAGUUUUUAGCUAUUUGAAUCAAGUGCCUUAACAAGCAGCUGAACUUGUUCUAAAGUAAUAACCCUUUCUCCUGAUUCUCAUCUAGCUCAAAAAACAUACCACACUGCACUUUCAUCCAAGUCCGACAUUUUGUUUCACGUAUCAGUAUCCUUCCAAUGAAGGAAAAACCACUUGCAUUUUGGUCAGGCCAUACACAUUUGGAUAGUGAUAACCUGGAGUGGGUGGAAUUAUUGCCUGCUGGCGUGGCUGCAUAUGAGUCUUGACUUUGUGAAGAAGAUAAAUGGGGAUUUUCCAAGAAGAUACUGGAUUAGAAAGACCUUUUUUUUUUCUUUUUCUUUUCUUUUUUUUAUAAAGGUUCCAAGAGUCAGAGACUGACCACUUGUUGAAGAAGCAUGUGCUUCUAAAGACCCAAACUCUUUCCUCCUCGUCUUUCAGUGUCGGAACAAUAUGAGCUGGUCAGAACUCCUGAGCAGCCCUUCUAUACAGCAGAGUCAUGAGGAUUCCUCUUCCUGAGGGUGAAAAAAAGUGGAUCAAAAGUCCUUUGUCCUGCUCAGCUUCACCUUCCUUACCGGGUGGCCACACUUUAACCUCCCAAGAUGUGCUGCAAACACGUGGGGCGCACUGUACACUCUGUAUAUACUUUGUUUGAUUUUUAAAGGUUUAAAAGAUAUGUUUUGAAAGGCUGGUUGAUGAUUGUUUGAGAUUGUAGUUAUCCAAUCAGCACUGGCGCUUAGUUUCCUUAACUGCCAUCCUCCUAACUGAAGAAUACUGCAACAUUGCCCCAUGAAUUAAUUUAUAAUUCUCAAACGUGCCGAAUUCAUUUUGGAUGUACCACAAUUACAUUUUGUUGUAGUUGGAAUGCGUCACUGACGCUGAUUUAGACACAUUUAAGGCCCUUAUAAAUUCAACAGUGGGUGCAGUUACGGAAACCUGCACUUACAUUUAGAUUUAAAUUAUUACAAUAUUUUAUUUUUUUCCUAAGUUUAUGCUAUAUAGAAAGAUGGCCCAAUAAGCGUGUAGUUGAACACUAUGAUGGUAUCGUUUUAUUUCUGCACAUCACCAGCCUUGGCUUGUUACUGACCUAUGAGACACCCACCAGGAUCCCUGGUCUAAGUGUGUGUAAUUUAUAAAAAGAAAAUUUGUGUUGUAAAAUGUCGUAGUGCUACUUGCUGCAGUGCAGUUGGUUUGACAGUAAGAUAAUUGCUGUUAAUCAAGAUGUUUAGCUGUUAUGUUGGUCCGUGUGCUUUUGGCACUGGUACAUUACUUUUGGAAGUGUUUGGGGGGGAAAUCUGUUUUUCUCUCCCUAACAAGAAUUGAUAAAGAUGUAAUGUAUCAAGGAAAACCAUCUGACCCUAAUGUAGCAGGAAAGAAUCUUUGAGUGCAUUGCAAGUCAAGGUGGCUUUUAAAAGCCACUUUCCACACAAUGGUGCACAAAACAAAUGGCAGAACAGGCUGCACUUAAGGAUAGACUAGAGACAUGGGGGUCAGGCAUUUACACUGACUUGCACUGCUCACUCCACACAGGUCAGCCUAGAUGGCAGAGUGGUGUGUUGGAGUUUUGUGCAUAUGGGUGGGAUGGGUGGGCUGUAAAAGGGUGGUGGUAAUGUUGGAGGGUGGGGUGACGUUUUACCAAAAUGUUUAGUUAAAUGACCAACACCAGGGCUUGAGAGUUUAAGUAUUUUGAGUCCACUGGAUCUCAUUGGCUCAUCGAAGUAUGCAGGUGUAUCAUUUUAGCCCUUUGGUGAAUGAAGGGUAUGGGAGUGGGAUUGCUAGUACUAUUGGGAUAUCUUUGAUUACUAAACUCCUUUUGAGGUACUGAACCCUUGUGACCAUUGUUGUGGUUCCCUUAUUAGGAGCCCUUUGCACCAGAAAUGGUGAGAUGCUCUACCAGGUUCAGUUCUAUGCAAUGAGAGCAAUUGCAAAUAUCCUAUUUCUAGGACAAACCUACUUUUUGCCACCUGUAGAAAGUUUGAAUAGGGUUGACCUCAGGAAUCCUCAUCUCUCAUUGUUUAGGACUGGAACCUCUGUUCUCUUCUACUGUGGCCCCAGAAAACACAUCUCAUUGCAGGGUAUUUUGAGGAUUACAUUUACUUUAUCUUAUACUUUUUAUUUUUUGGGAAAAAAUUGGGUGGGGGGAUGGGCUAAAAGAGAUGUGACUUUAGAUCAGAGAACAGGGGUUUAAAUCAAAGUACAUUGGCAGCUGUCUUUCAUCUUUUAUUACUUUUGGAUCACUGUGUGUAGCCAUGGCUCUUCUUUUCAGCACAGAAGUAUCUUGUCAUUUGGGGAGUGUUGUGUGCUGCUUUGAUGGGCUGUGGUCCCAUUGGACAGUGGAGGGUUUUGUAUCUUGAAGAAUGAGACAAGGAGCAUCUUGCCAUACAUUUGGCCUUUUCUGAUUGGUUUAUAAAGGAAAUUGUCUCAUUCGUCAGGUAAUUGUUUUAGGGAGAGGGAGGUUUAUUUUUAAUUUUGCUGCCCUGAUGCAUAAUUCCUGGACUCGAUACUUGAAACAAACUAGUUUUAACAUUGGCUGGUAAAAUCACUUGUUAAUGUUACUGGAUUGUUCCUCCAGGAAUAAUGCAUCAGUUCAACUUAACUGGGAAGGUGGCCUUUGGGCAUUAAUUGGGAUAAAAAUAAACUUGGAAUAUCUAUUAAGGUUCUGGGUUAGAAAAUCUUAUGUCAUAAAACUGUGCCCUUAAAUUUGGACUUUGUUUCCCCACUUUAAAAAAAGCUGAAGAAAAGAUUUUCAGUUUAAAAGACCUUGUCAAGAAAACCAAAUUUAAGUGAAAUACUGCUAAGAAUUGUUUAUUCUUUGGAAAUCUGGCAUAUUUAAUUGGCCUUUCCUCAGUGAAGCUUGUUUUUAAGUGGGGUUUGUGUUGCAAAAAUGUCAUGGUUGUUAUCAGAAAUGAAGGAAUGUUUUUGUUUGAAAAAUAAAGCUCACUGAAAUCCC